AAAAACUGGUUUGGAGAAAUGUGUUGAAAAGACAUUACAAAAUAUGUAAACGCUAUGACGUAUUAAAAGGGUUGUGAUAAUAAGAAAAUGUGUUUCCUUGUUCUAUAUAUCUGAGUACUAACUCUGACCCGUAAACUUCCCCUCUGUCCUGCUCUCGCAUCGGCUGACACUGUGCUGGUUCGGGCCAUCAGAACACCAAGAGUACCAAGAGGAGGAGCGCCCAAAACCCAAACCUUUGGUGCCUCAACUUGCCCCUCCAAAGAUUCCUGAGGGCGACAGAGUGGAUUUUGAUGACAUCCACAGGAAGCGUAUGGAGAAGGACUUACUGGAGCUGCAUACGCUGAUCGACGUCCACUUUGAUCAGAGGAAGAAGGACGAGGAAGAACUCAUCGGCCUGAAGGACCGAAUCGAGCAUCGUCGGUCAGAGAGAGCUGAGAUCCAGAGGGUUAGAGCGGAGAAGGAGAAGGACAGACAGAACAGAAUCGCGGAGGAACGUCACAGAAAAGAGGAAGAGGAAGCCAAGAAGAAGGCAGAUGAUGAUUUCAAGAAGAAGAAAGUUCUGUCUGGCAUGGGAGCAAACUUUGGAGGCUUCCUGACCAAGGCAGAAACGAGGAAGGGCAAGCGUCUGACAGGCAGAGAGAUCAAGAGGAAGACUCUGUCUGAGAGACGACAGAUGCUAAGCAUCGACACUAUGAGGGAGGAUGCACUCAAGCAACAUGCCCAGGAGAUGUGGAACUGUAUCUACCAGCUGGAGUCUGAGAAGUUUGACUUCAUUGAGUACAUGAAGCACCAGAAAUAUGAGAUCAUCGUGCUGCUGAACAGAAUCCAACAUGCUCAGAAAUUUAAAAAGGGUCACGGCAAAGGGAAGGUGGGCGGUCGCUGGAAGUAAAUGUCAGAAAAGAAUAAAAAGAGAAAACAUAUAACAAAAAGUGAAGGCAGAGGAGGAAUGACAUUUCCCCUCCACGAUCUUCUCAUGCCACAGUUUCCUGUGUAUGUGACAGAUAAUGAAUGUUUCUUGAUGUAUUGGUAAUAAAACGACAUGCACUCAGUUUGGAGUAGUUAUGUGGGUCACGAACCGAAAGUGUAUUUAUAGCUGCCGUACUGCUGGUGUAGAUAUAUUAUGUGAUGACAUCAAUUGUAGGCUUUAAUAAAUCAGUUUUUAAGAAAAAAAGGUUAAAUUACACCUAUCAUGCAUAAAGGAAAACAAUCUGUCCUCAAGUACUUCAUGAAUGUCUCUUUUUCCUCUUGCAUCAAGUUCCAAAAUGUGUUGCCAAAUGGUUCCAAUGAUUGAACUCAUUCCAAACUC
Molecule: messenger RNA, 1306 nt
Organism: Cottoperca gobio
Lineage: Eukaryota; Metazoa; Chordata; Actinopteri; Perciformes; Bovichtidae
Gene: tnnt1
Product: troponin T type 1 (skeletal, slow)
Exons: 10
Coding region: 311-889 (192 amino acids)
Biological process (GO): slow-twitch skeletal muscle fiber contraction; sarcomere organization; regulation of muscle contraction
Cellular component (GO): troponin complex
Molecular function (GO): tropomyosin binding; troponin T binding
Source: RefSeq, a predicted model, not a curated record